UUAGCCGCCUCUGUAAAGCGGUUGCUGGGAGGGCAGUAGGACCAGUGGGAGUGGUGACUGUAAUUGGAAACCAAAGCUUUCACCGGCAGGGCUCAGCUACUUUCCAUUCACUCUUAGGUGCUUAAUUAAGGAAUGGGGAGAAGAGCUCCCGGUGCCUGAUUGCAAUAAGGAUUAUUUUUCAAAGAAACUGGGAGUACGUUUGCAACUGCCAGGAGGAAAAGGCUUUCUGCAGUGAGCCAGGUUUGGAAUUAAAGUGUUCUGGUAAAAGGAGCGGAGUCCAUGCACUGAUAGAAAUUUGAUGGCAUUGCACGACUGAUCCCUUCAGUAGCUGGGUUUUAUUUCUUGGAUAAUAAGUUUCACAUCUGAAGAUAUGGCACUUCUAGCAGUCCCUGUGUUGAUUGGGAUGUUUAUUUACUCUAGCACUGUAAAAGGAUCCUCACAGCCUCAGGCCAGGGUGUUCUUAACAUUCAAUGAGCUGCAGGAAACCAAGACCUCUGAAUAUUAUCGUAUAUCCCACCACCCACUCGAUUACAGGAUAUUAUUAAUGGAUGAAGAUCAGGACCGGAUCUAUGUGGGCAGCAAAGAUCACAUUUUGUCUUUGAAUAUUAAUAAUAUAAGCCAGGACCCUCUGAGUAUUUUCUGGCCAGCAUCAGCAAUCAAAGUUGAAGAGUGCAAAAUGGCUGGCAAAGAUCCUACACAUGGCUGUGGAAAUUAUGUACGUGUGAUACAGACCUUCAAUCGCACCCAUUUGUACGUCUGUGGGAGUGGAGCAUUCAGCCCAGUAUGCACAUACCUCAACAGAGGGCGCAGGUCUGAAGAGCAAGUCUUCAUGAUCGACUCCAAGUGUGAAUCGGGGAAGGGGCGCUGUUCUUUCAACCCUAAUGUGAACACAGUAUCUGUUAUGAUCAACGAAGAGCUGUUUUCAGGAAUGUACAUAGAUUUCAUGGGGACCGAUGCAGCAAUUUUUCGCAGUUUAACCAAACGGAAUGCAGUGAGAACUGAUCAACACAAUUCUAAGUGGCUGAGUGAGCCUAUUUUUGUGGAUGCUCAUCUCAUCCCAGACGGCACAGACCCUAAUGAUGCCAAAGUGUACUUCUUCUUCAAAGAGAGGCUUACAGACAACAGUGGCAGCACCAAACAGAUUCAUUCAAUGAUUGCUAGAAUAUGCCCAAAUGAUACUGGUGGACAGCGUAGUCUUGUAAACAAGUGGACAACUUUCUUGAAAGCAAGACUUGUGUGCUCAGUAAUGGACGAGGAUGGAACGGAAACAUACUUUGAUGAAUUAGAGGAUGUAUUUCUCCUAGAAACAGAUAACCCUAGAACAACACUGGUGUAUGGAAUUUUUACAACAUCAAGCUCUGUAUUUAAAGGUUCAGCAGUGUGUGUGUAUCACUUGUCUGAGAUCCAAACAGUGUUCAAUGGACCCUUUGCACAUAAGGAAGGUCCUAACCACCAGCUAAUUCCAUAUCAGGGCAGAAUUCCAUAUCCACGACCUGGCACAUGUCCUGGAGGAGCCUUUACACCCAACAUGCGGACAACCAAGGAAUUCCCCGAUGAUGUUGUAACCUUUAUUAGGAAUCACCCCUUGAUGUUCAAUCCCAUUUACCCAAUACACAAAAGGCCAUUAAUCAUUCGGACAGGAACAGACUACAAGUAUACAAAGAUAGCAGUGGACCGAGUUAAUGCUGCUGACGGACGAUACCAUGUCUUAUUUCUUGGAACAGAUCAGGGGACUGUACAGAAAGUUGUUGUCCUACCCACCAACUCUUCUGCAAGUGGAGAGCUCAUUUUAGAAGAACUGGAGGUUUUUCAGAAUAAUGCUCCCAUAACAACAAUGAAGAUUUCAUCUAAAAAGCAACAAUUAUAUGUGAGCUCAGAUGAAGGGAUCACGCAGGUAUCUUUGCAUCGCUGCCAUAUCUAUGGAACAGCCUGUGCUGACUGCUGCCUAGCCAGAGAUCCUUACUGCGCUUGGGAUGGCAAUUCCUGCUCCAGGUUCUACCCAACAGGGAAGAGGCGGAGUCGUAGACAAGAUGUGAGACAUGGAAAUCCUAUGACUCAGUGCCGAGGAUUUAACUUGAAAGCGUACAGAAAUGCAGCAGAAGUCAUUCAGUACGGAGUGAAAAACAACACCACCUUUCUUGAGUGCACCCCUAAAUCUCCCCAGGCGUCCAUUAAAUGGCUCUUACAGAAAGACAAUGACCGAAGGAAAGAGGUCAAACUUAAUGAAAGGAUCAUAUUGACUGAGCAAGGACUCUUGAUUCGCUCUGUCCAGGAUACUGAUAGAGGACUCUACCAUUGCAUCGCAACAGAGAACAGCUUCAAGCAAACCAUAGCAAAGAUCAACUUCAAAGUGUUAGAUUCAAAUAUGGUGGCUUUCAUGACUGACAAGUGGUCCCCCUGGACCUGGGCCAGCUCUAUACGAGCACUGCAGUUCCACCCAAAGGAUUUUGUUGGAGCUUUCAGCCAUUCAGAAAUGCAGAUGAUUAACCAAUACUGCAAAGACAGUAGGCAGCAAGGACAGCGCGGAGAAGAAUCCCAGAAGAUGAGAGGGGACUAUGGCAAGUUAAAGGCCCUGAUUAAUAGCAGGAAAAGUAGGAACAGAAGGAAUCAAUUACCAGGGUCUUAAUUUUUUCAUUUGGAGCCUCAGAUGUGUUUGUUCUCCCUACAGGGGGCUCUUGUUUGUCUGUUGAGAGCAUAUUAAAAUAAAAAUUAGUAAAGCAUGCCUGAGAAACAUUCUUCUCCCAGUAAAAUGCAGUGUAACUUAAUUAGAGAAAAUAUAAAACCAGCAUUUUCUUUGUGAGAUGCUCACUGGCAUUGCAUAGGUCCCUAUUGUAGCAGCAAAACUGAAUAUUUCCCUUAACCCAUUUGAUAUCCUGAUAUUUACUUACAGUUGAAGAGAAAGAAAGAAAGAAAAUCAGUGCAUUAAUUUGCAGUUUUGGAAUUGAGCAGAACAGAAAGGGAGAGAGAUAAUUUGGGUUACGAUGGUUGUUCAAAUGAGGGUAAUGCCCUGGGGUUUCUUGCACUGCAUUUAAGUCUAUGAGUUUCUAAUUGUUUACGGUUCAAUGUUGGGUUUACAAUUUUCAUUCACUGUACAAGUCAUGUGAAAGCAUGAAGCUAAGAAGCUGGCAAAAGUAAAGUACAGUAGAAGUGGAUAGGACAGGGGAAAAAACUGAAGGUCAAAUUAAAGUAAAAGUAGGACAAAAAGAGAAAAAAUGGUUUUAUACCUCAGGAAACACUGAUUAUUGUUCAUUAUAUGAGCUGUAAUACAUUCUAAGACAUAAUUUACAAAUAUCUCUGCUCAUUUUGACAUCAAAGAGCAUAUUUGCCCUAAAACACUUCAUAGCUUCGUAAGCAACAUGAGGACUCUGAUUAUAGGUAACAUUUUCAAAAGUAACUAAGUCACUUAGGUGCUUUUCAAAAAGGUUACCUUCCUGUGAGCAGAAUGUAGAUAUAUAGUACAACAUUUCCUCAAAUACUAGAACCACAGAUUUCUUUUAUAAUGUCCCAAAUGAUAAAGGUUAGAGCUGGUUGAAAGAUGUGGAGAAAAAAUCAUGAAAAAUUUUGAAAGUUUCAAAAGCAGUAUCUUUUCAAAGUUUUCCAAGAGAGCUGACUACAAAAUGUUCAGAAAACUGCUUUCCAAAAUUAUUUGAUUUAAAAAGUAUCCAGUUUUCAAUUUUUUCCGUUCUUUCAUCCUUUUCUCCUUUUUUAUUAACCCAUAUGCUAUUUGUUGCUGAGAAGGGGAAAACAAGGGUACGGUUUAGAAAGGGGCAAAAAAGAAAACUGAAAAAAUAUUUUUUGUCCAAAAAAAAGAGGAACAUUUCAAAACAAAAUUUUUGGUGACAUUUUCAUUUUCAAAAGCCAUUUUUCAGCAAAAACAUUAAAAAAAAAAUCUUCACCAGCUCAUGAUUUGUAACAUGCCAGAUAGAACUGGUUGAAAACUUGGUGAAUGUCUUUCUGUCCAUUCAUCCAGUUUGGUACAAAAAUGUCACCAUUUUCCAACCAUCUGUAGUGCAAAAUAUCAGGGGCAAAUCCUGCUAGCCUUACAUAUGUGAGAAGUUUCCUGGGGUCCACUAAGAUUAUUCACUACACUCAGUUAUUAGCAACAGAUAGCAUCACAGAAUAUCACAUGUAACGCAAUGACAUUUUACGACUGUCUGCAGCAAAAUAAGCUAAUUAAAGAUAUUAUAUAUUCAACCAAAAUAACAUUCUUUUAUGAUGAACUGAGGAAAAAUAACUUCUAAACCCAGAGGCGGUUUUAAAAAAAAAAUGCCAGCAGUUCUAAUAAAAUCAUGCCUUCAAAGGAAGUAUCUAUAUCUAGCGGUUCUCAACCUGUGGGUCAGGACCCCAAAGUGGGUUGCAACCCUGUUUUAAUGGGGGUCACCAGGGCUAGAAUUAGACUUGCUGCGGCCCGGGGCCCUUGGUCUUUGGCUUUGCUCCCUACAAACUGGGGUGGUGGACUUUGGUCCCCUUCUCUCGGGGCAGUAGAACUGAGGCAGGCUCAGGCUUCAGUCUCUCCUCCAGGGGUCAUGUAGUAAUUUUUGUUGUCAGAAGGCGGUCGCAGUGCAAUGAAGUUUGAGAACCCCUUAUUCUAUCCAUUAUUCUUUUAACUUUAUUUUAAAACAGUGGAAGCUUUUGGGGCAUGAUUCUUAUCCCACUUCCUUUGGUGUAUAUCAGGAGUAAGUCUACUGAAGUGAGUAGAAUUACUCAAGCUUUACACUAGUGUGAUGAAGAGUCUGUCACAAUUGCAUUAUUCUGGUUUCAAACUGAUGCAUUGGCAGUCAGGCGUGUUACCAUUUUGCCGUUCAGUGAUGGAACAGCUGGGAAAUAUGCCUUGAUUCAGCAGAUCACGGAAGCACAGACUUAUGUCCCAUUGUCAUCAGUGGGACCACUCAUAAUUAACUGCAAGCUUAGCACAGGCUGAAUUGCUUUGCUUAAAGGGGGUGGAAUGGCUCAUGUGCUUAAAUCUGAGCCUGUAUUUAAGUGCUUUCCUGAAUCGAGGCCUAAAUGCAUAUUAGUGAACUGUAUACACUGGUGUAUAGUGGCCUGAAUCAAAGGCCAUGGAAACCAGUGGGAAGAUUCUCAUUGAUUUAAUUGAGCUUUGGAUCAGGUCUCAAGAGCUGGCAGGGUAGAUUCAACAAAGAUUAAAUUAAAAUGAGUAAAUGAAACUCAGUUUUUGCCAGGUGUCUUGCAGUGGAGAAAAUAUCCAUUUGGUAGGAAGGGAGACUUUCUGAAAGUUCAAUCCUUAAGUUACAAUCCAAAAAGUUGUUUUGGGCUCCACAAAACAAAACUACCUCCUAGACUGACAUUAGUUCAUAUACUCUGUAUGCUGCACUUGGUCUUCCAAUGUUAUCCAGGAGAUUCACUGCACAGUUAGUAUAACAUUAAUGUCUGUUGUGAGGCUCGUAAUUGAUUCCAGAUGAAAUAUGGCAUUUAAUAAGCAUUUAAGGGUACGAUUUAUUCUUUAAGCGGUUGACUACAGUGAUAUUUUAAUAAGCCCCCAUUAGGGCUCAAAAAUGAUAGUUGCAUUGUUUAUAACUGAAUAUUGGCAAUAUGGGAUUCAGUUAAAACAAUCAGCGUAGCUCUGAGUUUCAUAUGAUUAUAAAAUAAUAUUUUUAAAGCUGCUUUACAUACAAUUCUUAUGGUAUGACUGUUUAAGGGAUUACACUUAAACUAACAUUUUUCUGCUGCAUGAAAACUUGUGUAUACAUAACAAACUUCUGUCAAUGUGUAGCCAGUCCAGCCUUCCAUGCUUUAGCAGGUCUCCUCUGUGUAUAAUGUAGGUAAGGACUAGAUUUUCAGCAGGUGUAAAUAGGUGUAAUUUCCUUGAUGUCCAUAAAACUACAGGGAUUUAUACCUGCUGAGGAUCUGGCCCUAAAUGUACAGGCUAGACUUACUACAAGUUUUUUCUUUUUAAAGUAGACCCCGGUCCCCAUUUGUAUGUAACAUGGACAUUUAAGAUUGUAAUAUUGUUUGUGCUAUUUAAUAACUUCCUAUUUUGAGGAUUACUGAAUAAUGUAUAUAAUUUUAUUCCUUUUUUUAAAGAAACACCUCCGAGAUAGAACUUUGCCAAAUGUAAAGAUAAGUUCUCUGUCAAGAACUCCAUCAGUACUUUUUUUUGCUGUUUUUAUUUUGUGUAGUUUGUAAAGUUUGCUGAAAUUCUGAUUUAGCAAUGUGCUCUUUGAAGCCUCAGUACUGUACAUAAACAUGUUUCGUUCAGAAAACUCUCUUUUUAAGAAGUGUAGGUAUGUGUAUAGUUCCUAGCAUGAUGAAACUGUCAUUACAGUGAAUAUUCAUUAUAUCCUGUGAAAGAAAGAACAAAAUGUAGUUUAACACAGUGCUAUUUAAUUGGAAUUAUUCUUUGCCUGACAAAAUAAAGUGUGUUGAAACCA
This is a messenger RNA of Gopherus evgoodei (Goodes thornscrub tortoise), 6389 nucleotides long. It is a transcript of the gene SEMA3C, whose product is annotated as semaphorin 3C. Bases 371 to 2626 code for a protein of 751 amino acids. Gene Ontology annotation, molecular function: chemorepellent activity; semaphorin receptor binding. The transcript has 18 exons. The record is from RefSeq and is a predicted model, not a curated record. NCBI's taxonomy places the organism in Eukaryota, Metazoa, Chordata, Testudines, Testudinidae. Gene Ontology annotation, biological process: semaphorin-plexin signaling pathway; negative regulation of axon extension involved in axon guidance; positive regulation of cell migration.